GUAUGUAUGUGCUAAGUGUGUAAUUGACUACCGUAACACUAUACAACAGUUAAAACAAUAAAAUCUCGUAAUUAACUAUUCUCUAAGAUUAAAUUCUUGAUAUUUUGCCAUGUAGGUCCCAUGCGUCCUCUGAAUUUGUGUUUUAGCUAGUUUUGCUUGCAUGACUUAUAUUUCAAAGAAUUGUUGGAUAUAUCAGUAAACAAUGCACAAAGGUACAUGGCCUGUGAAAAGAGAGGGGAUGUAACGGUUUAUUUGUGCACGGUUCAGGAGUUUUGUGUAAAAAAUAAUAUUUCUAUUAGAUAAAUGGUGUUCUCAUUAUACGCACUUUUCGAGUAUAUAUAGUGCUUCAACUAAAAGGUGUGCUUCCACUUUGUACAAUUUAGUGUGCUGUCAACUGAACAAAGCACACCAUCCAUUAAGUGAACUGAAUUAUUUAAAACAUAACGACAGAUCUCUUUGAAAGGUGGGUGACAGCGUUAUGUAUUCCCAGAAAUGGUAAAAUACAUCUGUAUUUUUGGUCGUUUCAAGUAAUGUUCCUUUAGACUUGUAAAUUGAGUUUAAUUGAUAUAAUGAAUCAGUUGAAAUUCUGUUUGUUGUAUCCCCUCACGGCCAAAUCCAUUGGCUACCGUGAUGGUGUGUGCGUGUUGAAGGGAGAGAUUCCACUUAAACUAUUUUUUUAUAACCAAAUUAAAAUAAGUUUAAAAUAAAUUUCUUCUUCUUUAAAUGUUAAGAAACUUUCUCUUCAUUUAAAAGGGAACGGUUUUACUUAAUGACCCCCAUUUCCCCCCCCCCCCCCCAAAAUAUCACACAGAGUUGGAGAAAAUGUUAGGAAUGAGAUUACAACACGACGAUGUUUCGGAUAAAAGUCUUCAGCAGAUAAUGCAACGCAACUUAGCUUCAUAAGGGUAUCAUUAUUUCGUUAUCAAAGUGGCGACCUCCACUUUUUAAUUGAGCGAGGGUAUCAUUGUUUCGUCAUUUAUAGACGAUUUUUAGCAUGUUCAAAAAUUCUACAACAACAAAUUCCUUAAAGCCGACUUUUGCAUGUUGUAUUGAGAAUACAUUUUUUUGGUUCGAUGUUUAAGCCUAAAAAAUUGAAGUUAAAAAUAAGUAAACCUUACUGAAUAAAUUUUUUUUUUUUGCAAUGCUCUCAGUUAUCUAAAAUCUUUUCAUGAAAAUAUCAAAAUAUCAAAUUCCGCUAACGGUACUUAUAUUUCAAGUGGUAUUUAAAUUUGUUGAUGGAAAUCAAAAGAGUUGUAUUGUUUUUUUUUUUUUUUUUUUUGGUGUUGUAAAAUCAGAAUUAUUAAAAAUCGGUAGGGUAGUAAUAUAUGAUUAUAAUGCAGAGUAAUAUUUCGUAAAACAAAAUGAUAUUAGACGUAAACAUCAAAUAUAGAUACUUCAUUUUAAAAUACGGAAAUUCUGAUUAAAUAUUUGCAAAAUAUACUUACAAGGGCCUGGAAUAUUGUCAUAGUUUUUUAAAUAUUAUUUAUUUUUAAACAGUUGAUUGAUAGAUGUUGUGACUUGGCAAUAGCAGUCAUGAAGUAUUGCAAACUGUCUACCAUUAUAACCCGUUAACUUCGGGUCAUAUCUUCUAGUUGAUAAUAACAUAUCUUGAGGAUCGUGUUCAGGAAUAAUAUUUUCCCCGUCUCUUUUUCCCCCUUUCCUGAUAAAGGUCCCUUUCACCGACUCACCAACUCAGUGCUCUCCCAUUAUAUUUGCUGGCAUCCGUCCGUCACAAUGUGACGAUGGAGUGGGCUUCGGAGGACGAAAUCCACAUGGCCUGGGAUUAUACUUCAAGGAUUAUAAGCUGGUUUGGAAUUGAACUCCAGACCACCAACUUGAGAUUUGCUCAGUUUAGACCAUUCGGCCACCCAGCACCCAUUAGCAAACUUAGAUAUCCCAUAUUUUAGUUUAAUUUUAAUUUAACUAAUUUACUAUUAUUUCCUUUGAUGAUGAUAUGUCCUGCUAACCAAAUACCCCAAAUCCUUAAACGUCCUUGGUAUCUUUCUAGGGGAAGAUUUGUUGAUAGACUUGAAAACGUCCGGUCUACUUCUUCUACGCUAAGUUACGUUAGUAUGCUUCCUUUCUGAUGUUUCCCAUGGAAAGCUUGCAAUAGAAGCGUCCGCUGUUUUGAUUCGCACCCCAACCCAAAUUAUUGACACACAAAAACCCAUAUGUUUUUACAUACUUUCAUAUGGCUUAAACCAGAACUCAGUACCCACAUUACACAGAAUCAAUAUAAGCAGGAUUAUGUGUUUACACAUGGGUUGUGACUCAUUCAACAGAUCAUUGCUCAUAUGAAAGCUAUUUAAAAAUACACUCAGGGCACAUACUAUUUGGAUUCAUUGAUUUUCAAUACAGAGCUGUUAUAUAUGACCAGCGAUAGGCUUCCUGACGCACUCUUAACUUAAAAUAUCGGAUUUCAAUAACGUUUCAUUCGUAAUGUAACGUAUAGCAAAGUAAAACUAAUUCUGUUACAACUGAACUAUACCUAUGUCACUGGUACUCCUGAAACCGGUGCAUGUGGGACUGAUACAUAUGAGACUAGUACACCUGUGUCUGGUACACCUGAGUUUGUUAUACCUGAGACAGGCACCUACAAACAAUUUGCUUACAUGAAACUGGUACAUACAAGAAUAGUACACCAGAGACAGAGAAACACUUGAGUCUGGAACACUUGAAUCUGGUACAACUGAAUAUGGUACAACUUAGACGGAUAAACAUAAGAUUGGUACACCUAAGCUGAAACAUCUGAGUUUGGUACAACUAACACGCUGAAACCUGAGACGGUUACACUUGGGUUUCAUACACCUGAGAAGAGUACAACUAAGACUGGUGCACCUGAGACCUAUCUACCUGAGACUGGUACACCUGAGACUGGCCUACCUGAGACUGGUACACCCGAGACCGGUCUACCUGAGACGGGUACACCUUGGACUGAUAUGAUGACUUUUCAAUUUCUUUCUGUUUACGUUGACAUGGUAGAUUUAAUUUAUUGAGAUCUGGUGCACGGAUUCAAUUGAGUAUUCGGCAGAGCGUCCAACUAGUGAGACUCCUCUCUGGUAUCGAAUACUGUUCCAUACGAGACAAACUAAUGUAAUCGAGCGUAUUCUUUUUGUUUAAGUCUGUCCCAACAGGAAGGAUCGAUGGGCUGUAAUUCUAGAGUUCAGAAAUUGUUCCUAAAAUGUUCUAAGGCUUAAUCUCGUCAUAACAAGUAUCUAGGCUGGCGUGGGGGGGGGGGGAGAAAUCCUUCGUGUAUUUCAAAUUAUUCAACUCAUUUAAAUUGAUUAUGAAAUAAUAAUUCUACACUUUUUAACAAUCAAUAGGACUCUAUCGGGUGAAAAAAAUCUUCAAUCUGUUGGUGAUUCAAACAACAUACAGCCCCCAGCCCAGAUUGAUAUUUUCUCUUAUUUUCAAUUUCGAAUGGCAGAACCUGUCUGGAUCGGAGUUGGUAGGUGGAAUCAUCUUUAUCUAUAUCAAUUUUGUGUAUAAUUUAAUUUAAAAAAAUAUGUUUGGGUUUUAUCAUUGAUAUAGAGUAGCAUGUAGCAUGUGGUUAUUUGAACAUGCAUUUGAAUUUCACAACAGAAGAGAUUGCUGCGUAUUUAUGAAAAAGACAAUCAGGGGACUGGAACAAGCUUCCAAAAAAAUAGUUGGGGAACAAGAAGUACAAGGAAAAGCGUAUCUUUAAAUAAAACAACAUAGAAAUUUCCACUUGUAAAUGUGGUAGAUAAAUUUCCCUAAGGACUCUAUGCCAAAUCAAGUUGAUGUUCUGGGUCUCUAAUCAAAAUUAACUUGAUGUGCUUGAUCUUAAAUUCAGAUAAAGUUGAUGUGCUUGGCCUUUUGCCAAAAGAACUUGAGUUGCUCAGUUCAAGGCAAAAUCACCUAGCUGUUCUUCGUCUUUAAGCCAAAUCAACUUGAUGUUCUUGGUCUCUAAGCCAAAACACUACACGUGCUUAAUCGUAAGUCAAAAGAACUUGAUGUUCUUGGUCUCUAAGCCAAAAUAACUUGAUUUGCUUGGUCUCUAAGCCAAAAUAGCUUGAUUUGUUUGGUCUCUAAGCCAAAAGAACUUGAUUUGCUUUGUAUCUAAGCCAUAUCAAUUUGAACGCUUUCUGGUCUUUAUUCAACUUUAGUUACAUUACAUUAGCCAGUGGGAAAACGUUCCAAUAGUAUGAAUUGAUGACAUUAUAAAGAUUUCUAAAUUAAUGUUGACCUCUAUGUGCACACGACAUUUACACCUGGCAUAAACAUAUUCUAUGUACUAAUGUUCUGCCAAUAACAAGAGGCGACUGGUGUCAACCUGUCCGGAAAUUGUCGCAGCCUUGAUAUUUAAAUUGAAAGCUCACAAUUCAUAUAACUCGUCAUAGAAGGUUGUAAGUUUGAGAAUUGACAAGGUCAUUUUUCUUCCGUACACAACAUAAGACUCAUAGCUUGAGCACCUCAAAACACAUCUGCUACUUCCUUGAUGGCUCUGGAUCUAAUCUUGAGUACAUCAUGAAAACGAUAAAAAGAUUUUUUUUAAAUGUGCCCUCUUGAUUUAUAUUGCAAAUGCGUCGAGCGUCCUCUGAUCUCAUGCCAUUUUCUUGAAACUAGUUUUCUUUCUUCAGACAUUAGUCUGAUUUGAAAAUGGCGUUUUCAAUGAAAUGCACUCUUCUUAUGGUGUAGGGCAUUUCUUAACUCUUUCUACCCUCGUCUGCAUUUUGACAACAGAAAAUUAUUUAAUUUCCAUACAAAGAUUUGCAAGAUCAGGUUCCUUAAGUAUAUGAGUCCAAAAGCAACAGCGUCAACAGCAUGCAACACUGUUAUAAACAGACAGCAGGAAGAAAGACUUUGUGCUGUACCUCGUGUGUACAAAUUUUAUCGAUGGUCACAUAGACCUUCAAUGGCCGCCUUGCAUUAAUCAAACUUGUCUUUUAUAUAUAUUUUAAUGCAGCAAGAUGAGUUCUCAAGCCUGUGUGUUCAAUGUAAACAUCACGUCUUUGUUUAGAAAACGGAACUAAGAAAUGGUGACAGUUACAAUUCUUAUGUAAGAAGAUAUGGUCAUAGUGAUAUCUUUAUCAAGGUGAGAAAGUACCAAGAAGUUUACCGAGAAGCUAUAUCCCAAGUGUUUUAGGAUCAGUAUUUUCAGCAUAAAUAUUUGCUCUUAUUUCUAGUUCAAGUUUUAACUAUUAUAAUUAUUGGGAUCAUGUGUUAAGUAUAUAAUAAAGUACAGUCACUAUCACUUGAUCCACAAUGCUUCUGUUAUUAUAACUCAUAACUAGAUUGUGAUUGUAGUUGUGACACUUACUUAUAAAUGAAAAUAAUUUUUAAUUUUUUUAAAUUUUAUUGGCAGGUGAGAAAGCAAAUGCCAAUCAAGACUUUGAUAAUAAGAGAUUAAAGGAAAAAGGAAAAGAAUGUGAAAAGGAUAAAUAUUACGUACCAGUAAAUAGUGAUGAUUUAAAAGAGAUGCUUAAGCCGGUUAGAUCAAAUAUGCAUUUGCAUGAUCUGAUUUUAAAAAUGGUGAAAUUGACUGGAUUGAUUUCUGUGACUUUUAAAGAUCUGCUUAUUCCCGGAGAGGGAACCGGAACUGGAUUCAUUCAAAGGAUACGCCGUGUGCUCGGAAGGUGCCCGUGUCCAGAGUGUAAAGACCACACUAAUACACGCCGCUACGCCAUCCUGAGUGUCGCUACUGCCCUUCACGUGCUUCAUGAAGAUCCAGAAAGUUGUAAGUCCACAAUAGAUGUAAAGUUUAUACGUGAGACUGUUAAAAUGAUACUAGAUUAUGAUGACAAAACUAAAGAUCCUGAGAAAUGCCCAUCGCUCUAUGGCUACAGAAUCUCGGACACGGACAAAGACAUUGACGUGAAUAGUGAUUGGUGUUGUAUCGAGUUUGUGUCGCAUAAAAUGGACUUAGUUUCAGACCUGGAGAAAACUUUGACAGAAUUCCAGGACUUACAGAAAACCGUUUAUAAUUAUUUUAAACAGGAUCACAAAUACAAGGGCCAUGUUAUAAUAAUUGGACACCCACACGGGCUUCAAAAGCAAUUAAGCUUCAGUAAAACAAUGGCUGAAAGGAAACCCUUAAAAGAGGUCCGAGACACACAGAGAUGGUGCCGUUACAAAUACGACGCUACUACUUGCCAAGGAUUUAGUUGAUCACCAGUUUUAAUUCUGGGUCAACCCAUUUGUGGAUUUGGGUACUGGUUCGGACAUCCACAUAAUCAUUCAAAACAAUCAUUGAGUUCAAUUGGUGUAGAGCACAGAGAGGAUGGCAGAAACUAAAAAAAAUACAUUGUUGUUUUACUUCAGUCAUUGCUGACUUGAUCUUCCUCUUUGCUGACUGUUGACUUGGUCUUGGACUUUGUUGAAUUCAAUCUACACAAUUCUCCGUUAAUAAAUCAUCUCUGAUAUUUUAUAUGAAAUUAUUAUAUGUAGGAUACUAAAUGAAAGUAUAUAUAUUGUUUUGUUAAUAUCUUCAGUAUUCAAAAUAAAUAUUUAUCCUUUUGACACCAUAAACAAAGAUGAAUGACUGAAAUUAACCCUUUAUGAGUCAUUAAUACGAUACUUAAACUAAUUUAAGACUAAUAUUACGUUGAUAAUUUCAGAAGACUCCAGCAAAGCCUAAGAUUUUUCAAAUUUUCCACCAGUGUAACAUUGUGUAAUGAUUCACAAAAUCAAAAAUAAAUCACUUGUAUAUAAAAUAAAUUUCCUCAAAAAUAUUAUUAGUGAGCUCAAACUUAUCUUAAAUUAAAAUUAAUGGCUGCAUUUUAAAACCGCAUGACAGAAAUGACUUUUUAAAGCUGAAAUAAACAAGGUGACAUUUCCCUUUUUAACCAAUAGAUUUGUCCUAAAUUGUCACAAAAUAUGCAACGUAUAUUUGUGUCCAGUGCUUGCACACAAUUGUUUUUCCAAUCACCUCACACAAUUUUUCUUCAAAGAUAUGAUGAUAUCACUGUGCUGAAAAAAGUUCCCUUGUGCGUAUAAGGAGUGCUUUACAAAUCCACAGACCAUUUGAAAUCUAUUUAAUUAUAUAAAGCGUUAUCUAUAAGAUAUUCAAUUAACAGAUACAAAGAAACAUAUGGAAUUCAAAUAAUAACACUCUUUAUUUAUUAUCGACGUAAAAACAAUGUGUUUAUAAAAUUCAAUUAUAAAUAAAUUAUUUCUAAUGAAAUAUUUAUCAUAAUAGAGUAUGGUUCGUCUGUUCGUUCCUUAAAGCAUACCAUUGUGCAAGGUUAAAAUGCAAUAUCAAAUUAUUUCAUUUCACGGGAUCAUAUAUUUUUACCCAAUCCCCAUUCCUUGAUUAGAUCCGGGCGUUGGCUUUCUGGUGUGUGUUAUUGAUGAGUAUUCUUUUAGGGAGAGCGUUAGAAAUCGGUUGAACGGUGGAGAGAUGAAUUAGACUAAGAGAGAACGGUCGAGAAGACGGACUGCAGUUUUAGCUAGUUGUCUGAGAGUUUAACAGUCAUCAAGUUGGUGAUAUGUGUUCCUUGGAUUUGUGUACUAUGAUACCACUUUAUGUACUAUGAUACCUCUUUGUGUACUAUGAUACAACUUUGUGAACUAUGAUACCACAGUGUGUACAAUGAUACUACUUUGUGUACUAUAAUAACAAUUUGUGUAGUAUGUUGCCACUUUGUGUACUAUGAUACCACUUUGUGUAAUAUGAUACCACUUUGUGUCCUAUAAUACUAUUCUGUGUACUGUAAUACCAAUUUUUGUACUAUGAUACCAAUUUGUGUACUUUCAUACCGGUACCAUUAUGUGUACCAUGACACCACAUUGUGUAUUAUGAUACCAAUUUGUGUACAAUUUACCACUUUGUGUUUCAUAAUACCAAUUUGUGUACUGUGAUAUUAUUUUGUGUAUUAUGAUAUCACAUGUUGUACUAUUGUACCACUUUACGUACUAAUAUACAGGUAAUAUUGUGUACUAUGGUACCUCUUGGGUACUAUAAAUUUAAUGUGUGUACUAUAAUAACAUUUUGUGUACUAAAAUAAAAUUGUGUGUACUAUGAUAUCGGUACAAUUGUGUACUUUGAUAACAUAGUGUGUACUAUUAUACCUAUUUGUGUACUAUGGUAGCACUAUGUUUUUCAUCAUACAAAUGUGUGCACUAUGAUACCAUUUUGUGUACUAUGAUACGAAUUUGUGUACUAUGAUACCAGUUUAUUUACUAGGAUACCAUUUUGUGUCCUAUUAUGCCAAUUUGUGUAUUAUGACACUAUUUUGUGAUCUAUGAUACCAUUUUGUGACACCAUUUUGUAUAUGAUGAUACCAUUUUGUGACACCAUUUUGUAUAUGAUGAUACCAUUUUGUGACACCAUUUUGUA
Molecule: messenger RNA, 8299 nt
Organism: Lymnaea stagnalis (great pond snail)
Lineage: Eukaryota; Metazoa; Mollusca; Gastropoda; Lymnaeidae
Source: the annotation of a GenBank genome assembly